Molecule: messenger RNA, 1206 nt
Organism: Symbiodinium pilosum
Lineage: Eukaryota; Dinophyceae; Suessiales; Symbiodiniaceae
Source: the annotation of a GenBank genome assembly
AUGUCGGCCACGGAGCUGGACAGGGCCUUGCAUGCCAGUGUGUUGAAACGGGAGGCGGCAAAGGAGGCCGAGUUCCGGGAAGCUCGUGCAAAGCACGAGGACGAGGUACGCCUUGGUUUCGGUGCAACGGACAUGACCAAGCAAGAGCUGCGGAAAAUCAUCGACAGUGACCGACGAAUGUAUUAUCGCUCAGAAGAGUUGAACGACAAACUGUUCAUCCACUACAAGGGCUGGAAAGAACUCAAGAAUCUUGAGGGCUGGACUGGCCUGAGGGCACUCUAUGGCGAGUGCAACGCCUUUGACCGCAUCAGUGGAUUAUCUCAAUGCCGAAACCUUCGAAGCCUUUUCUUGCAGGAGAACUGUAUUCACAGGAUACAAGGACUUGAGGGCUGUCCAUUGCUUUGGAAUCUCAACCUGAGCAACAACUUCAUUGAACGUAUUGAGGGGCUGUCACAGUUGAGAUCUUUGAACACCCUCACCAUCCAGAAGAACAAGAUUGGCUUUGCAGGUGUGGAAGAUGUUGUUCAUCUUGUGGACACCACGAUUUCCACGCUGGACCUGCAAGAUAACAAGCUUUGGGAUCCAGACAUUUUGCCCGAGGUCUUUGCCCGCAUGGCGGACCUGCGCGUUCUUUACCUCAAGGGCAAUCCUUGUGCCAAGAAGAUCCCAAACUACAGGAAGGGCAUCACGGCAGUCUGCCAGAACUUGAAGUACCUUGAUGACCGGCCAGUUUUUCCCGAGGACCGUCGGACCGCAGAUGCUUUCAAUCGUGGAGGCCUGGAGGAGGAAAGGGCAGAGCGGCGCAGAAUCAAGGAGGAGGAGAAUGCGAAACAUGAGCGCAACAUGAAGGCCUUCCAGGAGAUGAUUGAAAACGUUAGGAGAGAGAAGCGGGAAAGAGACGCCAUGCGUGUUGAGGACAAGUUCACCGAUGCCACUGACCCUGUAGUGACGCACGAUCAGCGCAUGCAGCAGCAGGUUGAGAAGUGGAAGGAGGAGAACGCCGAAGACCUGAAGGAUGAUGCACGCGAACAUGCAGAGAAGUGCUUGCGAAGCGAGCGAAGCGAGAAGGAGACAAGGAGUGCAGACAGCGAUGGUGGAGAAUCUCCUGUCUCCGGAGAAAUGGACUCCAAAGACGAAACCCAUCCCGAGCUCGCCGAGCUUGAGAGCGAAACACGAAAAGAAGAUCAGAGGAAGUUGGUCUACGAG